CCAAGAUGGCGUCGCUGUUUGCAGCAAAUCCUUUUACAACUUCAGUUGGGCAAAGAAUAGAAAAAGCGACUGACGGUGCCCUUGCUUCAGAAGACUGGGCAUUGAAUCUAGAAAUAUGUGAUAUAAUAAAUGAAACAGACGAAGGGCCGAAAGAUGCUGCUAAAGCUAUCAGAAAACGCCUCACAAAUAAUAAAAACUUCAAAAGUGUUCUUCUAACGUUGACGGUACUUGAAUCAUGUGUGAAAAACUGUGGGCAUCGUUUCCAUGUCUUGAUUGCUAAGAAAGAUUUCCUUGAUGAAAUAGUCAAAAUACUUAACCCCAAGGUAAAUGCUCCUCAAGUUGUACAGGAUAAAAUACUGUCGCUAAUUCAAGAUUGGGCYGAUGCAUUUAGAAACAGUCCAGACAUGAAUCAAAUACUACAAACAUAUGAAGCAUUACGAAGCCAAGGUAUUGAGUUUCCUCCCAAGAAUCUUGAUACAUUAUCUCCUAUCUUCACCCCCGAGAGAUCACAACCUGAGCCUCCCAUAACUCGAUCAUCAACAACACGGCCUUCAACUUCUCCUUCUCAUAACACUGCAUCACAUGGUAGAACAGAGGUUGCACCACCAUUGCCAAUACAGCAGCCAGUUACAAUGACAGGACCAGUAAAUCCAACACCAGAACAGCUUGCCAAAUUACGGUCAGAGUUAGACAUUGUCCAGGGUAAUGUACAGGUCAUGUCAGAAAUGCUGACUGAAAUGACACCAGGCCAAGAGGAAGCUGGUGACUUGGAACUUUUACAGGAAUUGAAUCGAACUUGUAGAGCAAUGCAGCAAAGACUGCUUGUCUUACUUGAGCAAGUAGCAAAUGAGGAAGUUGUUGGUGAACUUCUACGAAUUAAUGAUGACCUCAACAAUGUGUUCAUAAGAUAUGAUCGAUAUGAGAGAUUUAGACAAGCACAGUCAAAACCUGCUGAACCACCACGUCCUGCUGUUACUGCAGCUCCUGUUCUGCCUCCUAUGCCUACUCCCCCACAGGCUUCAGGUGGAACAGUAGCAGCAGCAGCUCCACCACCAGCUUCUCAAGAUUCUUUGAUUAGUUUUGAUGAACUUCCUUCAACACAGACUGCUYCCCCACAGGCUGAAGGAGGCAUAAGCUCAUUGCCAUCACAGUUUCAAGGAUUAGAAAUCAAGAAAACAACUCAAGAACCUGAUAUGGCUGCAUCAGUCACUCAGGAUGACGAAUUUGAUAUGUUUGCACAAUCAAGGAAGAGUACUUUUGAAGAAAGUAGAAAAGCUGGCACAUCUUACAGUGACAACCAGCAGCCCUUUGACAGAGCAAUUGCUGAUUCAUUGAGUAUUGAGAAAACAAAACCUACUCUUGGUCAAGCAAAGAAAGCUGACCCAAGUGCCAUGGAAAGUAUUGAGGCAUGGCUUGGUGAAGAGGAGUCCAAACAAGAAGGUGAAGCAGAGACAAUGUCCAGUCAAGAUUUUGACAAUUUUCUUGCACAAAGAGCAGCCGCUGAGGGACAACGUACAAACAGUGUUAAAGCAGGCUCACAAAGGCCCAAGCAACGGCAGAUGCAAAUGGAAAAUAAAGAUGAUGAUAUCUUUGGGUUAUAAAAAAAUGAUAACAACUCCAUGUAAUACGAACGUGAUUCAUGAUAAAUUUAUUGAACAUGCUCUGCAAUCUUCAUAGAUUUAGGUUUUUAUUUCUAAAUGAAGAAGGAGUUUUACAGCAUUAAAGAGUGUGUGCCGAUUAACUCUAAUGAAUGCUGACACAGUUAUAGCAAAAUAGCAAACACUAAAACAUCAGCCACAGAAUUAGUGCAUAAAACAUUCAAUGUUUUGUCUUUAGUAAUCUAAUCAAUACAAUACUACAGAUUAGCAGCCACUGGAAGAGAUAAUACAAUAAAAUAUGUCAUUUGAUGUAACAUUCAGUCUCAGAAUUUUGUAAAUAAUGAAUAUCAAUGUUCUGUCUGAAUUAAAAUUUUAACCUUAUAUUAUGUAAGUACUUGACAUCAAUGGAGUGUCACAGCAGAAACCGUUGCAUUCAAUGUUCAAAAGAAAUCAUUAGGAUUUAGGUUUUUCUGCAACUUUGGGGUGGAGCUUGCUGCAAAUCAACCAAUGACUGAAUGAGUUUAUAAAAAGCUCCACCACUCAGAACCAAGGAAAGAACAAAAUCAAACAAACUUUGAAACGAGGAAGUCGCAGUGCAAUGAUUUUCACUUUAGAGUUUUCAUAUCAUAAUUUUGCUAAGUACUUUUGGAUUCACUUAAUUUGCACUUGCACUGAUUGCAUUUUUCUUUUUAUCCAAGACUAAAGUUGUUUUAUCGUAUUGUCUUUCCAUUAGUGGCUGUUAAAAGUUCUCUACUAUCUCACUUGUAUGUGCACUGUUUAUGAUAAAUAAAGUGAAAAUCUCUUCUCACAUAUCAUUAGGGAAUGAUCCUAUUGUUUUAUCAUAAUGAUAAAUAUUAAAUAAAAAUCAAAGAAGUAUA
This is a messenger RNA of Exaiptasia diaphana, 2476 nucleotides long. RefSeq names its product TOM1-like protein 2. The record is from RefSeq and is a predicted model, not a curated record. The coding region runs from base 6 to 1601 and encodes 531 amino acids. Gene Ontology annotation, biological process: signal transduction. Gene Ontology annotation, cellular component: endosome; membrane. Lineage: Eukaryota; Metazoa; Cnidaria; Anthozoa; Actiniaria; Aiptasiidae. The transcript has 18 exons. Gene Ontology annotation, molecular function: phosphatidylinositol binding; clathrin binding; ubiquitin binding.